AUGAAAAAUUAUUUUAUUGUUUUUUUAUUUCUUUUAAAACUAUUAUUAUUAUUUAAUUGUUGUAAUUCACAAGUUUCAAUUGGAGAAUUAUACAAUGAUGACGAAAUAGAUUCAAAAUAUUCUGAUGGACAAGGUAACUACCACUUUAAAUUAAAUUAUUUUCCAACAAGCACAAAUUCAAAUUACAAUGGUGAAGAAUUUUUAAGUUUAGAAAAAAGUGCCUCCAUAAGAGCAUAUAGGUUAGCUCAAAGUUGUACAUUAAUUGGCGCAUCAGUUAAAAUAGAGGAUUGUCAAUUCAUUGGACCAUCUCCAGCCUAUAAUGGUCUCCCCUAUUCAAUCGUUAUAUCAUCAGAUCUAACAUUAACAAUUGCAGGUUCAAUAAAAAAUAUUCCAAUUCUUAUUGUCCAAGGUCGUCUAAUAUUGCAUCCAAAUUAUAAUGUAACACUUUCAUUCUAUAAGAUGCAAAUCUUAUCACGUGGUACUUUUGAAUCUGCACCAAAUCAAGGAGUUAAUCAUACUAUCAUUGUAGAAAGAUCACCUAAUGAUCUCCAAAUUGAUCCAUGGGAUAGAAAAGAUAUUCCAUCAAUACUAUCACUUGGUGGUAAUGUUACGAUUAGAGGUUUCGAUUCAAGUUCAACAUGGACUGGUUAUAAUGUAGCAAAUCGAACAUCAUUCAUUAGAUCUUUUCCAUUCACAAAUAAUUUACCAAUUAUCAAGCUCUAUGGUCAUAAAAGUUUGUAUACCGGUUUAGACCAAUAUAUUAGAUUGGACACUUAUUUCACUGAAUAUAUGAAAGACUACGGCGUUGGUAAAUAUGCAUAUUCACCAGAAGGUAGCAUUAAUUGGCAGUAUCAGAAACACGCCGUUGGUAAUAUAUUAGUACAUCCAUGGAAUAAAAAUGUAUGGAUCAAAGGUAUGGGUAGUUGUUCAAUGGUUUUCACUGGUUCAUCAACUGUAGAUAUUCAAAAUUCAGUAAUCCUCGAUUUUGGUGAUACAACAUCAUCACCACUCAAUUCAAAUAGUAAUAUUCCAAAUAGAUAUCCCAUCACAUUAUAUCACAAUAAAAAGUUUGUCAAAAUUGAAAACAAUUGUUUUCUCCCAGCACUUUUCACAAGAGUACCACAACAAAGCUCAACACCUAGAUCAUUCAUUGGUGCGAUUCGUUCAUUUGGUAAUAUCAUUGGUAAUUCAUUCAUAUUGUCUGAAACAAACAUUGGUGGUACUGUCUAUAGUAUGAGUGGUAUAUCAUUAUUAUAUGGCACUGAACAAUUUAAUAUUAGCUUCAAUUCAUUCAUGUCAAUUUAUCCAAAUAGCUCAUUAAACAAUCCAAUUUCAUCAAGUAGACAAUAUCCAGAUAAUAUCGAUUAUAUCAAUAGUGGUAUUAUUACAACUUCACCAUACUCAUUUUAUGAAUCAAAUGUAUUUGAAGGUGGAUUCAAAGGUAGUUCAAUUCAAAUUAUUCCAUUACAAUCAAGAUCAACAAUUGCUGGUUUAAAUAGUGAUAGAUUAUUAGGUGUUUACAAUGGAUAUGAACAAUCAAAUCUCAAUGAUAAAGUAACCAAUAGUAUUUGGAAUAAAGUUAUUUUCAAAGAUAAUGCAUUCUUUGGUGAAUCAGAAUUUCGUGUUACAUAUCCAAUGUCAUUACAACCACCAAUUAAAAUCAACUUUUUAAGAGGUUGGCAUAUUAAUCAAAGACCAUCAGAUGUUUUACCAUUUAAUGAAGCAAAUGUCGAUUACUCAUAUGAUUCCUCUUUUGUUGCCAAUGGUUUAACUAAAUACGCUUGGUAUAGUUUUUCAAAUAUUUUUUCAGGUAAAUGUAAUAGUGUUUCAUUUUCCAAUUCAGAUUUAUCAUUUUCCACUUCAUUAUUUUCAUCUUCAUUCAAAUGUAAUUAUAUUUCUAUCGUUGAUUCAAAAUACAAAAUAAAUUUACAUGAAGGAGAUAAUAGUUCAACCAUUUUUAAAAGAUUCACUGAUCAAGUAUACUUUUCAAAUCUUAAUGGUUCUAAAGAUGCUAAAAGUUUGGCACAGUUAAAUGAAUUUACACCUUUCCUCAACAUAUCACCAAAUAAUAGUCAAGCAAUAACUCAAAAUAAUUUUACUCUUUCAUUCCUUCCAAGUUCUAUAAGUUCAUUUGAAAGUUUAAAUCAAUCAAUUGAAGCCAUCGUUGAUGGUGUUUAUCAAAAUGUUACAUUAAUUACUUUGCCAUUUGAUCCAAUUCAAUCAAUGCCUAUUCAAUUACCACCAUCUACUUCUAGUUUAUAUACAGUGGUUUUAUCAUCGAAAUUGUCACUACCAGCUAGUCUUAACUUGAGCCUUCCAGAAGUAGGAUCUUAUUUUGCAAGUACUUAUCUUUUAGAUAACAAUGCAAAAAAUUUCUACCUUGGUAUCGAUUUAGCACCAUCCGAUAGUAAUACACCACGUAAACUUUCAGUAAAUGGUAAAGAUUGGACAAGAUGUGAUUGGAUUCAAUCAUUAAAUAAAUGUACAACCUCUGGUAUGUUCUCAUUGAGUUCUGUUGAUAUUCCAUUUGGAACUGGUAGUGGUGGUCAAGAUGAAAUUUCAAUGAUUAAAACUUACCUUGGUAAUGAUGUAACCAAUGGUAUUCCAAGUACACUCAAUAUAUCAUUAGCAGGUCCACAUUCAUACAAGUUUUAUUUAUAUUCAUUUAAUUCAGAUUGGACAGAUUCAAUCAUUAAUCCAACACCAUUAUUUUCAAUUAAAAUCAAUGGUAAAUAUCAAGAACCAAUAACAAGAUCAGCACCAAUAUAUCUUCAAUCUAAAAGAUAUGGUCCAUUCUAUUGGAAUAAUAUUAAUUCAAAUGAACAAGUUUUAUCAAUUGAUUGGGCAACUGAUAAUAUUAAAUAUUCAAUUCCAUUAUCUGGUAUUGAAAUUUAUUCAAGUAUUCAAACUCCAUUCUCAAUCCCAUAUUAA
Messenger RNA from Dictyostelium discoideum AX4, 2931 nucleotides. RefSeq lists its product as hypothetical. The record is from RefSeq and is a predicted model, not a curated record. The transcript is spliced from 2 exons. Lineage: Eukaryota; Evosea; Eumycetozoa; Dictyosteliales; Dictyosteliaceae. The coding region runs from base 1 to 2931 and encodes 976 amino acids.